Molecule: messenger RNA, 171 nt
Organism: Andrographis paniculata
Lineage: Eukaryota; Viridiplantae; Streptophyta; Magnoliopsida; Lamiales; Acanthaceae
Exons: 2
Coding region: 1-171 (56 amino acids)
Source: RefSeq, a predicted model, not a curated record
AUGAGCUGUCAACAAGGUCAAAUGCCUGGAAAAGGAGGCGGCGGCAGCUCCGGCGGUUCGGGUAUGAUGAAGGCACCGGGUGGCGGUGGGGCCCAAAUUCCUCGGGCCGGGUUCGAGAGCAAUCCCAAAAGUUACUUUUCUGGAUUGCAUGCUUCUGGAAAGAAAUUCUAA